Molecule: messenger RNA, 3175 nt
Organism: Platichthys flesus (European flounder)
Lineage: Eukaryota; Metazoa; Chordata; Actinopteri; Pleuronectiformes; Pleuronectidae
Product: synaptotagmin-11-like
Exons: 4
Coding region: 533-1936 (467 amino acids)
Biological process (GO): calcium-ion regulated exocytosis; vesicle fusion; cellular response to calcium ion
Cellular component (GO): synapse; membrane; axon
Molecular function (GO): clathrin binding; SNARE binding; calcium ion binding
Source: RefSeq, a predicted model, not a curated record
CUCAUCCACACAUGAGGAGUCCUGCUGCUUUAUCACUUGUAGAUCCAGGCUCUGGCUUGAUCGAUGCUGGGGAAGUCCAGGCCGAUUUAUUAUAUUUACAUAAUCAUGAGUUUAUCAUAUUUUUAUGAAGAUCAGUUCAUUAUAUUUUGAUGAUGUCAUAUAUCAGCUGUUUUCCUGGUCUAUGUUAAACGUGAGGAAGCAGCUUCAGGACGGAGUGACUCAUCUCUGUGAGGACACGAUCUUGGUCCAGCCUCAUCGCGAGCGGCUCCGCGCAGACUCCCUGCAUCAUCAUCCUCAUCUUCCUCAUCCUCAUCAUCUUCAUCCUCCUCCUCACCAUCAGCAGCACCGAGCGGCUCCUCUGCGGCUCCUCUGCGGACCUUCGAGCGGACCUAUGCGGACUGGAGCUUCGGCAGCAGCGGCCUGUGCUCGGUAAUUUCCCCGCUGGAUGUGAAGCUCCGAGCCGGGAGACAGCAUCUGUCCGUCGGUGUCGCUCCGUCUCCUUCUCCCGCAUCCCGCUGCCCUCAGCCUCAAAAUGGCGGACAUGAUGGAGCUGGGACCCGCCUACGCCAUGUCUCCGGUGCUGGCGGGCUUCCUGGGAGCUGGUGUUCUAGUGGUGGUCGUAGUGGUUCUGGUUCUUCUCUGGUCCUUCUGUCAGCGCCGGUACCUGCGUGCCAGCGGGCGCUACAAGCUGCGUGGAGACCGCUACUGCGACGCCGAGGACCCACCCUACAAGUUCAUUCACAUGCUGAAGGGCAUCAGCAUUUACCCAGAAUCCCUCAGCAGCAGCAAGAGGAUCGUUCGCAGCCUCCGCCAGGCGGACCGGUCCGACCGCGACGGAGUGCGAGGCCCCACUGCUGCCUCCACGGCAGGGAGGGGCAUGGUGCUGGUGGACGCUGAGAACAACAUCCUGGAUGUGCCGGGGCAGCUCCAGAUGAGUCACCUGCUUCCCCCGGCCAGACAGGGUCCUGGCCACGGACAGGCCCGGCUGGAGCGGGCGCUGCCGGUCCGCGCCGACUACUGCUGCCUGGACAGCAGCUCAGCCAGCAGCUCAGCCAGCAGCAAGACGGCGUCCCCCUUCACCCCCGCCUCCUCUGAGCCAGAGCCGGAGCCGAGUCUCGGCACCAUCAGCCUCACCGUCGACUACAACUUCCCCAAGAAGGCCCUGGUGGUGACCAUCGUUGGGGCCCGGGGCCUUCCCGCCAUGGACGAGCAGGCAGGCAGCUCGGACCCCUAUGUGAAGAUGACCAUCCUGCCGGAGAAGAAGCACCGUGUCAAGACCCGCGUGCUGAGGAAGACCCUGGACCCGCUGUUCGACGAGACCUUCACCUUCUACGGCGUGGCCUACAGCUCGCUGCCCGAGCUCAACCUGCACUUUCUGGUCCUCAGUUUCGACCGGUUCGCCCGUGACGAUGUGAUCGGGGAGGCGGUGGUGCCGCUGAAGGGCGUGGACCCGAGCACAGGCCGAGUCCACCUGAGCCAGCAGAUCAGCAAGAGGAACAUGCAGUGUGAGAGUCGUGGUGAGCUGCUGGCGUCUCUGUCCUACCAACCUGUGUCUCAUCGUCUCAGCGUCGUCGUCCUUAAGGCGCGGCACCUCCCCAAGAUGGACAUCACCGGGCUGUCAGCCAACCCCUACGUGAAGGUCAACGUUUUCUACGGACGGAAGCGAAUCGCCAAGAAGAAGACCCACGUGAAGAAGGGCACGCUGAACCCGGUGUUCAACGAGUCCUUCAUCUACGACAUCCCGCCCGAGCUGCUGCCAGAGAUCUCCAUCGAGUUCCUGGUGGUCGAUUUCGACCGGACCACCAAGAACGAGGUGCUGGGCCGCCUGCUGCUCGGCCUCCACAGCCCCUCCCCCUCUGGCCCCGCCCACUGGAGGGAGGUCUGUGAAAACCCCCGACGUCAAAUCUCCAAAUGGCACAACCUCAGCCAGUACUGAGGGGCGGAGCUUCACAGUCCAGCUGACAGUGGCCGCCAGCUUGGACUGAACCAGUGAACACCACUGGAUAUACAGACUGUCUGUACAGCACACACACAUCAAACCACACAUAUAUACACACAUACAUAUAUACAUAUAUUAAAAUACACACACAUAUACACAUUUAUAUACACAUAUAUAUAUAUAUAAAUACACAUACAUUUAUACUCAUAUACAUACACACAUAGACACACUUAAGAAUACAAACGUACACACACAGACACACAUGCACACAGACAGACACACUGUUGUGAUCAUUGUUAAACUCUACAUUUUGCAGUUGUUUAUUUGAGUCGAUAGGAAUCAAGCUGUUUUUAAAAUAGAAUCAUGGCGUCCGACUCUCCUCAUCUGGAUCGUGUUUGUCGAUGGGAACAAAUGAUCCAGUAAGACUUCAAAAAAGAAAAGAUCUCCCCUCUUGCUGUUGUCAUGCAGUUCAUCGCAUGUUGUCCCUGAAAAAAAGAGGAGUGGAGCUGCUGACGGACACGUGAAGAACAUUUAACUCUGCUUUUAACUCAACGCUGAAUUAUCCUCGUAGACAAGUCCCCCCCCCCCGACCACAUGUUCCACGUCGCUCCGACCGGCAGCAUGUUUCCCGCCCGCAGCUUGACGCCUCGAUUCCCAGUAGAGAAUGAGAAACGGGUUCCAGUCUCAAAGUGUGGCUGAAGAUGACGGACGUGUAAAAUAUGUCGGUCUGAUGUUGAACUGAGAGCAGCUGUGAUGUCAUCAAUCGUCAUCUCGUCAUUGAUCACAUCAGAGAGAAACAUCUGGAUGUUGUGGUGAGACCUCGAAUCAGAACACACAGCUUCUCUCUCCUCUUCCUCCUGUCUCCUCCUCCCCCCUCCUCUUCUCCUCCUCUUACUCAUCUCCUCCUGUGAUUUAUCGCUCUGCUUUUCUGAAAGACUUCUUGCUGCAGUGCUUGAUCAGAAGGGUGGUGGCGCUGUUUCAGAAACACUUUGAUGUUAUGAAGUUGAUUCAGAUUUCAUGAGAAGAACCAGUUCCACCUGAAGAGCUGAUGGCUGCAGAUGUGUACAGAUGUGAAGAAGUUUGCUGGUUUCCUUCCUGUCUGAUGCCCUCAGAGCUUAAGUGUGUUUGAGCGCCCCCUGUUGUUCACCUGGAUGCUAACCUCUGUGUUGGAUUUGUUAACACUCAUUGGACGUGCAAAUAAAAAACAAAGUUGGCCGUGACGGCGCUAUCGUCCCA